Messenger RNA from Mauremys reevesii (Reeves's turtle), 1389 nucleotides. RefSeq names its product vegetative cell wall protein gp1-like. Lineage: Eukaryota; Metazoa; Chordata; Testudines; Geoemydidae. The transcript has 2 exons. The record is from RefSeq and is a predicted model, not a curated record. Bases 261 to 1157 code for a protein of 298 amino acids.
UUAAAGUCAAUUUUCUACUAGUGGCUAGCAUGUCUGGGGCCUCCUCUACUAGAGUAGCUAAUGUUAACUUUCUGGACCAUGAACUUUGUCUCCUAAUGCAGUGAAGAAUGUAUUCAGAACCCAUGUAAUACAGAGAGACUUCAUUCCACUCAUUUAUACCAGCCACAGUUACUCCAGGGCCAGGGAGCAACGAGCUCAGACGCAGAUGUGAACUGAUCACGGCGGUGAGGGAAGGACAGAGAUGCACUGGGACACCUGCCAUGGUUCCCCCUUGUCCUGGUCCAGCCAGCCACGCUGCCUCCUCCCGGGACCCAGGUUCGUCCCUGCAAGCGCUGGGAGAUCAGCCUCCAUUGCCCAGCAGAUUCAUGCUUCACCCGCUGGGCCGCAGGACGUGCCCUCACCAGGAGCUGCUGGCUCAGGUUGACCGGAGUCCCACUUCCCCCGUCCCUGCGAGCUGCGCUCUCUACAACCGGCACCUGAAUACAGUCCCUCUGGUGCGGCCCUGGGCUCAGGUGAUGGCGAGGCCCACACCUCCCGCCACAGGAAGUCACUAUGUCUACCCCACGGCCAGGUCUGCACCUGCAUUGUCCCAGGUGGAUCACAGCUGUACGCCUCCUCUCUCCACCAGCUGGGGCUUCUACUCCAGGGAUCAGAGCUUGUCCCCUCCCUGGGAGCUCAUGGAGCGAGCUAAACAGAGCCCUGUGCUGCCUGUGCCCAGAUGCUACGCGGUGUUCUCCAUGGACAGGAGCUCAGGGCCUUACCUGGCCCACAGAGCUCCAGCUGGCCAGAGCCCUGCUCCACCUCUGCCCAGGACUUACGCCAUUUACUCCCUCGAGCGGACCUUGUUCUCUCACCUGGACCCCUCGGUACAGCCUGGGCUGGGAUCCUCUUCUGUCCCCGUCAGCUGCACUGUUUACUCCAUGGACAGCUCGUCUCCCAGCCCAGCCCCGCUAGCUCAGCCUGAUCCUGACUCCCCUCUAUUCCCACCACUUCUGCUGGCGGUGUACUCUGCGGGCCAGAGGUGCUGUCGUCCUCAUCUGGAGCUGCUAUCGCAGAUUGACCGCAGCUACACUCCCCCGGUCCCAGCCAGCUGUGCUGUCUUCUCUCAGGACGCUCCACUCAACCCUUUGCCUGGAUGGCUCGCGCCAAGCAGUUAGCCCCGGGGUCCAUGCUGGCUAAUCACCGGAGCAGCAACCCAUCAGUUCCAUUCCUCCGACUCAUCAGGCUUCCUGCCCUUCUGCCCAGGCUCCCCUGGCAUUGUGGCACCAUGCACAACCUGCAGUUCCCCGCCCAGAGGGACUUUCCUCGCUGCCCCCUGGCACAACUCUCCUGCUUCAAUCUCAGCACCUCAGAAUAAAGCAAGAGCAGCUCACAAGUGGGCUCCACCAC